Messenger RNA from Brassica napus (rape), 549 nucleotides. RefSeq lists its product as uncharacterized. The transcript has a single exon. Gene Ontology annotation, molecular function: RNA-DNA hybrid ribonuclease activity; nucleic acid binding. Bases 1 to 549 code for a protein of 182 amino acids. The record is from RefSeq and is a predicted model, not a curated record. Lineage: Eukaryota; Viridiplantae; Streptophyta; Magnoliopsida; Brassicales; Brassicaceae.
AUGGACUACCUUUUUUGGAGGAAAAACAAUAUUAUUGAGUCGGAAGAAGACAGAGACCCGUACCCCUGGAUUAUCUGGUAUAUCUGGAAGGCAAAGAAUGAUAAACUGUUCAGGGGGAUCGACAGAGAUCCUUUGGAGUUAGUUCGAUAUGCAGAAAGUGAAUGUCAGACCUGGUUUGAAGCGAAUGAAGUGGCACAACCAGUGGUACAAGAUAACAAUAUGGAGAAUCCCCAAGUCAUAAGCUUGGGUAAUAUAUGCUUGCUGGAUGGAUCUUGGACUGCCUCUGCCAAUUAUAGUGGAUGUGGGUGGGUUUGGCUGGACAGUAGUGGAAAGACCCAGCUCAUUGGGACAAGAAAUCUCACUCGACGUGAAUCAGCCUUACAUACGGAAGUAAAAGCACUGAGGUGGGCGAUGGAGAAUAUGCUUCAGCACUCAACAUGUCAGAGCUUUGAGACGGACUGCAAGGAGCUGAUUGCAAUGUUAAAGGAGCCUCAUGCUUGGCCAAGCUUUGCGACGAAAUUGGAGAUGAUAGAGACACUACAGAUAUGA